AUGGACUCACAUUUUCGAAGCCAUAUUUGGGUUGGAACUAGUGAUGGCUGCUUGGUUUUUGGCAUGUCGGCGGUCGGGGCAAAAGGCGCCGCGAAAUCUUGGCGGGCUCAGAAUUUUUGUAGAGCGGGCUUCAUCUUGACAUUCACUUCAAAAAUCCAAACAUACCACAGGCCAACAUCAAGCAAUCCCAAAGGCGGCACUCUUUCGUCGCGGAAGCACCGGUUCGAGUCCUUCUCACAGCGCAUCACGAAGCUCAAGAUUGAGCCCAUUCGUCGCGGCCGCAGCACCAUUCUCGACGAUGCCGAGCUGGACACCACAUUUUCACACUUCAAGACUGCCCUCGCUGAAUGGAGGGAUAUCAAUACGUCCGAUGGUUUUACCCGAUUCGCCCGUCAGGUCACACCGCUUUGCGAGAGCCUCCCUCAGAUCCUCCACCACCGCCGCCGCAUCCUAGACCUACUCGUCGAAUACAUUGAGAAAGGGGAUAAAUGGAGCGAGGAGCCGCUGCUGAGUCUCAUGGCUCAUUUUGCACAUGAUCUCGGCGUUCGAUUUGAAGACCAUUUUGAGCGGGUGGUAAAGACGGUGUCGCAUUUGGCCGCAAAGCACCAGGAUGUUGAAGUUAUUGAGUGGAGUUUUACGUGCCUGGCAUGGCUGUUCAAAUAUCUCUCGCGGCUCCUGGUUCCGGAUCUGAUACCCUUGUUCGACUUAAUGACCCCUCUCCUGGGGAAAGAACAUCAGAAAGCAUUCGUUACUCGAUUCGCCGCUGAGUCGCUCAGCUUCUUGGUUCGAAAAACUGGCGCUGUAUACCACAGAGACGAGGGACCGUUGAAGCGUAUUGUAGGCCACAUUUCGGGCCAGCUGGAAGCGCUGCAAGGAAGUGGGAAGGACGAAGAAUUCCGGCAGGGCUUAAUGUCUCUAUUUGCGGACUCAAUGAAGGGAGUUCAAAGGGGCUUGCAUUCAAGUGCCGUGGCCAUUCUACAGGAAUUGCUAUCUCAGACGUACGCAAAGGAGUACAUUGCGCUCCAUACCGCACCAUUGGAGCCUCUUCUCAGCGGGGUCAUUACCGCCAUUAUCCAUCAUUCAGAUAAUGAGAACUUCCAGCCUCUGAUUGAUACCGUACUCUCGCAAAUUGAGGAAACUACUUCGGACGGAAACUUUGUUGGACUGUCGUCUCGCCUCUUACUCGUGGUCGCUUCGGUUAGGAAAGGCACUCGAAUCCAGCAAUGGAAACCAGUGUUAGAGGCGCUGAACUCUCUUGUUGAUUGUGCGAACCAAUCCAAAGGACCUUCUUCUACUGAUAUGCGAGAUCUCAUGUCUGCCACCGCGGUGGUAUUCCAAUAUUGCCCAAUGGAAGUCGCAAUACAGCAUGUCCAAAUCCUCGAAUCACUUACUCACAAUCGCUGGGGAGGCUAUUUCCUGUCCUUUUCUAAUACUUUUGCGGAUUUAGGCUCGGAAAGGUUCCAGAACCUCCUGCUCCCAUACUUCAAGAGAUUUGUCGUCCAGAAUGCGCAAGAAUCCAAGACAGAACUAUGUAGUCUCUUGCCUAGGCUUCUCCGCACUAAUUCCUUACAAAAAUCUUCGAUCGAACCGUCGCUCUUCUGGUACGAGGAUAUUGUCCUGUCAUUCGAGGACCUGACCGCUUCUGGCCUUGCCGAUGAUGGAGUAGAGCUGGCUUCCUAUAUUUGCAAUGCGUUUUUAGAAUCAUCAUGUGCCCUCAACAUUCCGGCAAGCAUUAAGAAGGGAAUAUUAAAUGAACUCCGAAAGGCAUUCGAUAGUGCAAUGCGGCUCAGCGAUUCCGGCCAUCCCCGGCCAUCUGACGUCCUUGCGGCAGGGAAUGGUUUCCGUUUUCUUGUGGAAGAAAAUGAACUCCGAGACAGUAUUCCUAACAUAUGGCCCUUUCUGUGCCAGGCCUCUUCCUCGUAUGGUCAUUUGGUUCCCUUCUGGCAAGCACUACUGUCACUCCUCGAGAGAAACCAAAUACCGUUAGACCUUAAGGAACCGCACAAAGAGCACCUCAAACAUUCUCUUAUGCAAGCUCUCGGCUCCCCUUCACAUGACGCGCGGCUUGCAGCACUCGGAAUUGUUGAGAUCAUCAUUGGGAAAAAUGACGACUUGCGACUAAUCAUCGCUACCGCAAUGAUGGUUGAACAGACGCCCCUUGAUCUUCAGAGUAUGCGCGCGGUAUCGAUGCGUAUCCGGCAACUCGCGAAAUUUUACCCUACAGUAUCGUCAGACGAAUGGGUAGGUGAAGCAAUCCCGACUUACUGCUUUGGCCUUCUGCACGUUAAACUUGCACAAAUUUGGGAUGAUGCUUGCUCAGCUCUGAAAGACAUGUGCGAAACAAAAGAUGGCGAAGCUCACGUCUCCCGGAUAGCAUUCGGAUGGCUGGACCAGACCGGAGGUCAUGAGCCCAUGCGUUCUGAUGCUCACCCAGAACAACCGACGGUGUUCAGGCGCGCGACUGAGUUUGAGUGUACAAAUCUCAUGCACCUCCAAGCCAAGUUAUCCGGUCUGCAGGCUUCGUCGGAGCUAACACACGAGCGACUUAAACAUGCCUUCGAAAGUCAACACACCACCAUCCAGUUCAUAACGCCUUUUAGUCGAACGCAGAGUCUACGUGUGCUCAACGUCAUACCGCAAGUUGCAGAGAAACGCUCACGGCUGCUAGUACCUAUCCUGCUCACUUGGGCCUUAGAUCAACCCAUACCGGAAACGCCUGAGAUUGAAGCUUUACCUCACCAGCCACUCGAGCAUGAUGGUUUGCGCUGGUCAAGGAAAGACCAGAAAGCAAUACUCUCAGUCUUCUCUAAAUUCACCAAUCCAAAAGUUCUAUUCAAGUCAGGUGAAGUACGCGCUGCUUUGCUCGUACUACUGGGAAACGGUGAUGUGGAGAUUCAGAAAGCUGCUCUCAAAGCAAUGCUGACUUGGAAAGAUGCUGGAAUUAUCCGGUACCAGGAAAAUCUUUUCAAUCUCCUCGAUGACGCCCGAUUUCGAGAGGAAAUAUCCGUGUUCAUGGACGUCAGCGAAGAAGAGAGUCACCUGCGAGAAGAGCACCGCGACCAGUUGCUCCCAGUAAUUCUGCGUUUAUUAUAUGGCAAAGUCAUCAGCGGGAAGAGGGGCCAGGAGGCUAAACGCAAAGCCGUGUUCAUUGCAUUGACAAGGUUCGAAGAGGUCGCAAUUCGCCAAUUCCUGGGCAUAGCAUUCGGUGCCCUCGGCGAUAUAUCCAUUCUUAAAGACGGAAGAAUCAACGAGGUUCUUUUCCAGAGGGACCUAACGAGCUUGCGGAAACAGCUAGGAAUGUUGAACAUGCUCGAAGACAUGCUGAGCACCCUGAAGAAUAAGCUCACGCCCUUUACUGCCUCGAUCGUUGACCCACUUCUUUACUGCGUAAUCAAGGCCUCGCGGGGCUUAUCUACUGCCGCCUUUACAUCGAGUUCAGAUGCUCAAGGGGACCAAAACCUCCAGUUAUCUCUCUUGCGAACGAUCCGGCAAAGGGCCUUUCAUUCCUUGAAUAUCCUCUUUGAGAGUUGUCCUGAAUUUACAUGGAGUCCGUACAUGCCCACGAUUGUCGAGGAACUCGUUAAUCCAAGGCUUGAGCAAUUCCCUGUAGAAACUGCACAAUCCGUGUCCGGGCUCCUUCGUCUUUUCGCUGCAUGGUCCAAGUCGGCCCGAACAAUCUCUUACCUGGUCGAAUUCAACCCCGAUAUCCUGGUCAAAGUCAUAGACUGCCUCGGUGUUUUAUCUGCCAAAGAUGAGGUUAAACGAUUCGUCCUUGAUGAAGUUCUUCGAAGCAUGAUUGCUCUUGGUUCUGACAAUCUGGGUAAUGCCACUGUUACCGCCAAAAUAGACCAGAACCGGAUUCACUCCUCCGUUCUCCAGCCAUACGCGAGUAUCUUCUUGAUCAAAAUAGGCGACCUCUUACGAAAGAGUCCAAGCAAAGAUCUCUUAGAGUCUGGUGUGCAGACGGUCGCAGAGUUGGCUCCCCAUGUCGUUGGUUCAUCGGAAUCUCGGAGUAUGCUUGAAAUUUCGGCAUUCCUCCUCCGUCAGCCUUCUAGGCGUGUGAAUACCUACACUAAACUUGGCCUGCUCAAAAUUCUCCACGAGUUUAUUCCACGCUGCAAUGGUGCCGACCUGGACGAGUUGUUCAACGAUGUUUUCGAUAUUACGUCCUCCUUAUUCUCAACUUUCCAGGAUCGAGCCGCCCGUACUACCCUGUGCGAUAUUAUUCAGGAUCUCUCCAAGCAUCGUGAGGAUCUCCAUAUGGUCGCUAACCUAUGCGAGGAUCUGAACUCGUUCUCUAGCUCGAAGUUAGAUGAGCCUGACUUUGAUCGCCGGUCGGGCGCUUUCGCCUUGGUAAAUCGUGAGCAAAACAAAUCAUUCACACCAAGCCAGUGGCAACCUCUGGUCUACAACAUGCUGUACUACAUUAAGGACAAUGAAGAGUUGAGCAUCCGAGUGAAUGCGUCUCUCUCUCUUCGUCGGUUUAUCGAAGCGACCGUUCAUGACCAAGCAUUCAAAACUCUCUUAUCAUCUGCAAUCCUUCCUGGAAUACAGAAUGGGAUGAGAGAGUCCUCGGAGCUGGUCAGGAUAGAGUUCCUAGCUGUUCUCGCUCGCCUUGUGGAAAUGCACUCGGAUUGGCCACCAGUCGCUGAUUUGCACAUCCUGCUCUCCGCCGAGGAAGAAUCGUCAUUCUUCAGCAAUGUACUACACAUCCAAGGCCAUCGCCGUCUCCGCGCACUGCGCAGACUUGCAUCGAAUGCUCCUCGGCUCCAAAGCAAGAAUAUCAGCCACGUUUUAAUUCCCUUACUGGAACAUUUUAUUUUCAACAAAGCUGAGGAUGAGAGCGCGAACAAUCUCGCUGGCGAGGCCAUCAAGACAAUCGGUGCCCUAGCUCAGUGGCUCGAAUGGCCGCAGUUCAGAUCUCUUUUGAAGAGAUAUAUCGACUGUAUGCUUACUAAAGAAGACAUGCAGAAGACCAUUAUUAAACUUCUCGGGGGUAUGAUGGAUAGUUUGAGUCAGGCCGGACGUCUGAAAGGGUACAUGGCUAGCGACUUAGCCGAGAGUGGGAAUGCUCCCGAGACGGAAAUUGGCGCGGAAGAUGUGAUGGAAGUCGACACUGUCUUUACUGCUCUGGCGAAGACGCUUCCGCGGCAGGAGAAGCUCACUAGUGAUCUCGUAGAUCAUCUCCUUCCUCCGUUAACCGAUUUCCUCCACAAGAAGGAUGAUUCCACUGUUAGCCUUCGAGCCCCCAUUGCAAUCGCAAUUACAAAGGUUCUAUUAGUUCUUCCGCCCCCCGAGAUCGAAGCACGACUUCCCCCCGUUCUUUUGGACAUUUGUUACAUUCUAAAAUCCCGCUCACAAGAUGGCAGAGAUAUGUCGAGGAGCACACUAGCUGAGAUUGCCACAUUGGCUGGCAAGUCAUACUUGGGCUUUAUUCUGAAAUCGCUACGUACAGCGCUUCAACGAGGCUAUCAACUCCACGUCCUUUCCUUCACGCUACACCAUAUCUUAGUCAAGAUGGCGGACCAACUGAGACCGGGCGAUCUGGACUACUGCCUGCCCGACAUUGUUGAUGUCAUUAUGGACGAUAUUUUUGGAAUCACAGGACAAGAAAAGGACGCCGAAGAUUAUAUCAGCAAGGCGAAAGAGGUGAAGAGCAGCAAAAGCUACGAUUCUAUGGACAUCAUUGCACGAUCUGCAACGCCAACCCACCUUGUGGAACUCAUUUGGCCGAUCAAGUCACUCUUGCUUGAGAGGCUCAAUGCCAAAAUGGUACAGAAAAUUGAUGAGUUGCUGCGACGCAUAGGGAUGGGCAUCCCGCAAAAUCCGACACUGAAGGAUCGAGAUAUUCUAGUUUUCUGCUACGAGCUGAUCCAAGAAAUCUAUAAAACUAGCGCAAAUCCGGAAGCUAAACAGGAAGACCCAAAGAACAAGAGGUACCUGGUGAACAUGAGGGGCGCAGCAAAGUCUGGUGCCAGAGGGUCCACUUCAUCCUAUAUCUACAAGAUUACUCGAUUUGCCAUGGAUGUCCUUCGCAACGUUCUUCGGAAACAUGAUGAAUUACAGACACCGCAGAAUAUUUCUGGGUUUCUUCCUAUGAUAGGCGACGCACUAGUUCAAAGCCAAGAGGAGGUUCAGACAUCGGCAGUACGUCUCCUCACAACCAUCAUCAGGGUAUCCUUACCCGCAUUGGACAGAGAUUGUCCGGUCUAUAUUACAGAAGCUGUUCGGGCAAUUAGGAAUGCACCUUCGACGAACACGGAGCUUGCACAAGCCUCACUGAAGAUGAUAUCUGCAGUCAUCCGUGAAAGGCCCAAUACGACACUAAAAGAGCGAGACCUGGCACAUUUACUAAAGCGCCUGCUUCCAGAUCUUGACGAACCAGACCGCCAAGGUGUCACUUUCGGGUUCCUCAAGGCUGUUAUGAACCGCAAGAUUAUCAUUCCCGAAGUGUAUGAAGUGAUGCAUAAAGUGGCAGAAAUGAUGGUGACGAACCACACGAGAUCUGCACGGGAUAUUGCAAGGAGCAGUUACUUCCAGUUUCUGAUGGACUACCCGCAAGCCAAGAACCGGUUUACCAAACAACUGGAGUUUCUUAUCAGGAAUUUGAGAUACGACCACGUGGAGGGCCGACAGUCUGUCAUGGAAGCCUUGAACUUGAUACUUACGAAGGUCGGAGAUAACAUCCUGCAAGAUGUGCUUGGGGUCAUGUUUAUUCCGUUAAUUCAUUCCAUGGCCAACGACGAUUCCAGCGAUUGCCGUACCAUGGCAGGAGCGCUCGUGAAGAAGCUUUUUGAGCGUGCAGACGAGGAGAGAAAAAAGGGCUUUCUAUCGGACCUUCGAGGCUGGCUGGAGCAAGAUGAAGAUGCUGGUUUAAAACGGCUCGCCAUCCAAUGUUGGGGCCUGUACUUUGAGGUUCAGGAGAGCAAGCCGAAAGAGCGAACAUUUGUGCUAGAAAGACUGGAGUCGACCAUCGAAGAGUGUCUUAUGAGAAGGGGCGAGGAUGAUUGGGAACUCAUCUACUAUUCUCUGACUGUGUUCUCAAAGCUCUGCAAAUCAAACCCAGAUGCAAUGCUCUCCUCUGACAAGCACCAGCUUUGGACGGAGAUUAAGGCGUGUGUUUCGUACCCGCAUGCUUGGGUUAAGCUUAUUUCUGCGAAACUGAUGGGGACGUUCUUCGCGGACCUAGCAAGUACGAAUGGCGAUGAGGGGUUGAAUAGUCUUCCCCUAGAAGGAUCCCGGGGCUUACAGUUGACUGAGGAGGAUAUGGUUCGGCUUACUAGUGCGCUUGUGAAGAACCUUUUUAUUGCUGGUGUUACGGACGAGUUUUGCGUGCAAACCGUGAGGAAUCUAGCGUUCCUAGCACGGUGCCUAGCUGCCAAUGGGGCUAUGUGGAAAUGGCAAAAGACUGAUGAUGAUGAUGAUGAUGAUGAGGAUGAUGAUGAAGACGGAGUUGAAGAGCAGAUUGGUGGGGAGGAAGAACAACAGGAUGAAGUGAAUGGAGAUGCGGAUUCCGGCCCUGAGGAAGAAUGGGCUGGAUUUUCUCCUCCGCCCUCACCUGCACCCUCGCCACCACAGCUAACAUCGACAUCGACAUACAAACCAAAACCAAAACCAGCCACCCCCCAAACAGCGCUCCAUCGCCUCAUCAUCCGCCUAAGCAGCCUCAUUCGGCGUGAAACCAAACUCUUAAAACUUUCUUCUCUGUUUCCCAAAUCCGCCGUACUAACCCUCCUCCACACCCUCACCACUAAACUCCCCAUCCCCGCCAUCUCAACGUCUCUCCCACACCUCCUAACAACCCUCCACGUCCUCACUGCGGCAACGACAACGCACCCGCGCGCCAGCGACCCGGCGUUUAACGAGGGGUAUAAAGCGCUCAUUGACAAAGCGAAAGAGAUUAUGGGGGGUUUGCAGACGAAGAUGGAGGGCGGGUUUUUAGAGGUUAUGCAGGAUGUGCAGAGGGGUAUUAGGGAGAGGAGGGAGGAAAGGGGGAAGAAAAGGAAGGGAGAGGGAGAAGAGAAGGAGGCACGAGGUUAA
This is a messenger RNA of Lindgomyces ingoldianus, 8040 nucleotides long. RefSeq names its product HEAT repeat protein-like protein. The coding region runs from base 1 to 8040 and encodes 2679 amino acids. The record is from RefSeq and is a predicted model, not a curated record. The transcript is spliced from 5 exons. Gene Ontology annotation, cellular component: 90S preribosome; nucleolus; small-subunit processome. Lineage: Eukaryota; Fungi; Ascomycota; Dothideomycetes; Pleosporales; Lindgomycetaceae.